UUUGGGACCAGCCACUGAUUUUUACAAACGUCUUGCUCUCGAUUGUUCAGGGCAACAAAUUGCUGUUGAUUUAUUCCUUUUGAACAGCCAAUACUCAGAUUUGGCAACAUUAUCCGGAAUUAGUAGGUUUAGCGGUGGCUGCAUGUAUCAUCUACCAUUAUUCAAAGCUGAUAGAGCUCAACAUGCUGAUCAGCUAUCAAAAAUGUUUGCACGUUAUCUCACUAGAAAAAUAGGAUUUGAAGCUGUUAUGAGAGUUCGAUGUACAAGGGGUAUGUCCAUACACACAUUCCAUGGAAAUUUCUUUGUCAGAUCUACAGAUCUUUUAAGUUUGCCUAAUGUUAAUCCUGAUGCUGGUUUCGGUAUGCAAUUAUCUAUUGACGAGAGUUUACAGGAUGCUCAAACUGUUUGUCUGCAGGCAGCUUUAUUGUACACGUCUAGUAAAGGGGAACGAAGGAUAAGAGUACACACGCUUUGCUUACCAGUUAGUUCCAGUUUGAGUGAAAUUAUGUUUGGUGCAGAUGCACAAUGCAUUGUUGGAUUAUUAGCAAAAAUGGCCGUUGAUAGAUCUCUGCAAUCCAGCUUGACUGAUGCUCGUGAUGCUUUUAUUAAUGUUUGUGUGGACGCAUUAGGAGCAUUCCGAGCUACACAAAACUUACCAAAUGGUUAUCAAUCACAUAGCCUUUGUGUGCCAGAAGGACUCAAACUAUUGCCACUUUAUAUACACGCACUGAUGAAACAUGUUGCAUUUAGAGUAGGAACUAGUACGAGGUUGGAUGACAGAAUCUUUGCAAUGUGUGAAAUGAAAUCUCUGCCUUUGGACCAACUAAUCAAACAAAUUUAUCCUAAUUUUUAUCCACUGCAUUAUCUGAAUGAAAUUGAUAACUAUGAUUUGGAAAAAGAAGUUCCUACACUGCCUAGACUACAAUUAACAGCAGAAAAAUUGGAUUCAAAUGGCGUAUUUCUUUUGGAUUCCGGUCCAAUUAUUUUUAUUUAUGUGGGUAGUAAUUGCUCUCCAAACUUCUUAAGGACUGCAUUUGGUGUACCUAGUAUCAUGGAAAUUCAAGAUAUUUCACAUGAACUGCCAGUGAUAUCUACUAAGCAAAAUGAGGCCAUCCAUGCUUUCAUAAAAUCAUUGAAUGAUGAAAAGCCAUAUGCUGCAGUUCUUAAUAUUAUUAGGGAUAAUGGACCAUAUAAAAAUAUGUUUACUGAGAAACUUGUGGAUGAUAGAAUGGAAAAUUCAUUAUCAUACUAUGAAUUCUUACAACAUUUAAAAACUAAUGUGAAAUGAAACUAAAUUAAUAGUGCCUAAGGCAAGUCGUGACUGUGAAGUGCUUGAGCUUUCAAGUUACUGAGUUUGUGGUUUAGUAUCCAAUAUUUGUUUUUCUUUUAUUACAGUUUUAUUAUAAAAAUGAAAUUAAAAAAGUGUUAUUUGUUCUCUCGACAGACAUUUAGACAUUUUAAUGUGCUUAUGGAU
Ctenocephalides felis (cat flea) is the source of this 1474-nucleotide messenger RNA. RefSeq names its product protein transport protein Sec24A-like. The transcript is spliced from 7 exons. NCBI's taxonomy places the organism in Eukaryota, Metazoa, Arthropoda, Insecta, Siphonaptera, Pulicidae. Bases 143 to 1288 code for a protein of 381 amino acids. The record is from RefSeq and is a predicted model, not a curated record. Gene Ontology annotation, molecular function: SNARE binding; zinc ion binding. Gene Ontology annotation, cellular component: endoplasmic reticulum exit site; COPII vesicle coat. Gene Ontology annotation, biological process: COPII-coated vesicle cargo loading; endoplasmic reticulum to Golgi vesicle-mediated transport; intracellular protein transport.